CAAACUCUGCAUCUGUGCGUCCCCGCCGCUAGAGGGCACUGUUUAUCUGAAUAAAAACUUUAUGAAAAAACACAAUUAUUAUUUGUGUUAUAUUCUCUUUUAAGGUUUGCCAGGGACAUUAGUGUAUUUAAAUAACAUUAAAAUAAAUGUGAUGCGUACAAAAAAAUCCUGCUUUUUUAUUUAUUUAUUUUUUUGUGGAGCGUGUUUGCGGUUCCAGGCCGGCUCUUGCGCACAGACGUGCAGUCAGAGCUUAUGUUGGAGUGAAUGAAGAUCCGCGAGCGACCGAACGUUUCUGGGCUCCGUUUCGCUGGAAACGACCGGAUCGAGCCCCGAACGGAUCCCGGAACGGAUCCGCAGCUCGUGCGCACGCAGCGCCGCGCCGCGCGGGAGUGGGAGGACACCGCCGCACUUUAAUGCUGAAAUAUGAGAGAACAGAACCGGGGCGGGUGAAGGAAAGCACAUGGGAGAGGACUUGCCGUGAACUCCUGGCUGUAAAAGGAGAAGAAGAAAGAAAAAAAGAAAAGAAGUGGAUUUGCCUAAAAGGGAUGAUUACAGCCACUGUGGUUCCGGAGGAAGCUCUGCGCACCGCCUGAAUGGAGUGAGAGGCUGAGCGGGUUCCUGAUCCAAAGCUUUCCUCCAGUCUCAUUCAUCCAGGAUCUCCAGAAGUGACGGAACAUGCUGCGUUUACCAGCUUUGCAUUCGCUGUGGAUCCUGAUCCUGUCCAGCGUUUCCCCAAUGGGAGCAGAAGAAAAGCAGGGUUACCUGGUCGCCGCACCCUCAGUUUUCCGAGCCGGCGUCGAGGAGAGCGUGAGCGUGACCCUCUUCAACCCAAAAGCGGAAACGCGGGUUCAGGCGCAGCUGUCGGUGAAGGGGCAGACGGUGGCGCACAGCCACAGCUCCGUGUUCGAUAAAGGAACCAUUAAACUGAAGGUUCCCUCCGGGCUGAGAGGUCAGGCUCAUUUGAAAGUGUGGGGGAACCGCCAUCUUACAGAGGGAGGUUACAUUUUCCACAACUUCACCACCGUCACCGUGGAGAGCACGGGCACGGCUGUCUUCAUCCAGACCGACAAGCCCAUCUACAAGCCCAAACACAAAGUGCUCAUCAAUGUCUACACGGUCACACCAGACCUGAGGCCAGCGAAUGAAAAGAUUGAGGCGUAUGUUUUGGAUCCCAGAGGAUCAAGGAUGAUCCAGUGGAAGAACCUUAAGCCCGUCUGCUGCGGACUUGUGAACAUGAGUUUCCCUCUGUCGGACCAGCCUGUUUUUGGGGAGUGGGUGGUGUUCGUGGAGGUGCAGGGCCACACGUACAACAAGUCCUUUGAAGUGCAGAAAUACGUGAUGCCAAAGUUCGAGUUGGUGGUCGAUCCGCCGCCGUACAUCCGUGAUCUGAACCUCUGCGAGCCGGCUACAGUCACAGCUAAGUACACCUUUGGAAAACCAGUGACAGGUAAACUGACCGUCAACAUGACUGUGAAUGGAGUCGGCUACUACCGCCACGAGAUGGGACACCCUGUCAUAAAAACUAUGGAGAUCAGAGGUUCUGCCAACUUCAGCCUGUGUGUCAGAGAGAUGAUGCCGGUGGACGUGGCGGACCACUUCAGGGGGACGGUCAGCAUCUGGGCGUCCGUGACCAGCGUGGACGGAAGCCGGCAGACCACGUUUGACGACUCCACGCCCGUCCACAAGCAGCUCAUCGACAUCAAGUAUUCCAAGGAGACGCGGAAGCAGUUCAAACCCGGGCUUCCUUAUAAAGGAAAGAUUGAUGUCACCUAUCCUGAUGGGAGUCCAGCUGAUGGGGUGAAGGUUCGCAUCAAGGCAGAGCUCAGUCCGCGGGACAACAUCUACACCAGUGAGCUGGUUUCCAAAGAUGGCCAAGUCAGCUUUGAGAUUCCCUCCAUCCCCACAGCUGCCCAGUAUGUCUGGCUGGAGACCAAGGUGACAUCCAUUGAUGACAGGACAGUGGGAGACCAGUAUUUACCAAACUACCUCUCCAUAACCAGUUGGUAUUCUCCAAGCAUGUGUCACAUCCAGAUCCAAAACCCCAGCAGACUUCUGAAGGUUGGCCAGGAGGCUGAAGUGGCGCUUAAAUCCACAUGUCCCUGUAAUUUCACUUUGCACUAUGAAGUGGCGUCCCGAGGGAACAUCGUCCUGACGGGGAAACAGCCAGCAAACACGACGGUUUCACGCAGAGAAAAACGCGCCACGGUCACCUUUGACAAGAACAUCCACGCCACCCAGAGCCCGCCCUCUGCAUCGGGUCCUGCAGGUUCCUCCUCUCAGGAUGAGAUGGACAUCUGUGUGUCUUAUCUGCGUUUCCCUGUCAGUAACUCCAUGACGCCCACCAGCCGUCUGCUGGUCUACUACGUGAGGGAAAAUGGCGAAGGUGUCACCGACAGUCAACAGCUCUCUGUCCUGCCUGAGUUUGAGAACCAGGUGUCUGUUUCCCUUUCCUCUAACGAGUCCAUACCCGGGGACCCGCUGACUCUCCGUGUUCGGGCGGACCGGGGCUCCUGUGUUUGUAUUGCGACGGUCGACAAGAGUCUCUACCUGUUAAAGCCCGACUUUCCACUGACUCCCGACAAGGUGUUCAAAGAGUUGGCAGAGUUUGACGUCUCCGACGUGUUUGGCAGUCCUAAAGAUGACAGCCACUUCUGGUGGCCUGGCCUGUCAUCCAAGAGGCGCAGGCGCUCUUCUGUGUUUCCGUGGCACUGGGACAUCACUAAGGAUGCUCGCUUCGCUUUCACGGAAACGGGGCUGGUGGUGAUGACAGAUAUAGUGAGCUUAAACCACCGGCAGAGUGGAGGAAUGUACACAGAUGAAGCUGUACCUGCUUUUCAACCGCACACCUCCACCUCAGUGGCUGCCGUCAACACCCGCCCUUCAAACAGAGCAGAGAGACACAGGCGCACGUUCUUCCCGGAGACGUGGGUGUGGCACUGCCUCAAUGUCAGCUCUGAGACCGGAGAGGCUGACCUGCAGCUGGAUGUGCCCGACUCCAUCACCACAUGGGUGACGGAGGCCGUCGGCCUAUCUGAAACCAAGGGUCUGGGCGUGGCAAAGAGGGUGGAGCUUCGCACCUUCAAACCCUUCUUUGUUGACGUCACGUUGCCCUACAGCUUAAUCAGAGGCGAGCAGACCAAAGUUCCCCUCACCGUCUACAACUACCUGCCCACUUGUUCUGAGGUUCAUGUGAAAGUGUCCGUUCCAAAGGGCGUCAAGUUUAUUGGUCAUCCUGGAAAGCACCACCUUGCUCGAAAGAAGUGCGUCGGACCUGGAGAAGCCACUCCCACAUCCAUCGUUUUGUCUUUCGCUGAACUAGGAUCUGUUGACAUCACAGCCCGAGCCAUCGCCUACAGUUCUCCAAGCUGCUGUUCAGAUGGUUUCCUUACAGGCAAAGUAGGAAAUGAUGUGGAGGAAAGGAGGAUUCCAACUGGCUUGGACUACGUUCGCAGGACUGUCCUGGUGGAGCCAGAAGGCCUGCCAAGAGAAUACACUUACAGUGUCUUCUUCUGUCCCAAUGAGAGAAUUCACAUUUCCACCCCAAACAAAUAUGAAUAUCAGUACGUCAAAAAACCAAGCAAGAUGACCGAGUUCCAGGUGGCGGUGAAGACCCACAACAACGCCCACUUUGCCCUCUCUGCCAGUCCCCAUGACAGUGCAGAGAUGCUUGAGAUUGUCCUUGGAGGUCGACAGAACACUCGCUCCUGGAUUUCUUUGGGGAAGAUGGGAGAGCCGCUGGCCUCCGCCCACACCCCGGGUAUCCUGUCCUGGGAUGAGUUUCGUAGUUUCUGGAUAAGCUGGAAGGAUGGCCUCGUUCAGGUGGGGCAUGGUAUUCAUCCAUCCAAUGAAUCAAUCAUCCUCCAAUGGUCCGGCCAAUUCCAAGGACAGGUGCAACAUAUCGGCUUCUCAACAGGCUGGGGUUCAGUCGGGGAGUUCAAGAUCUGGAGGAAGGAAGAUUCUGACGACAAUCACAAUGAGGCCUUCACAUUGGGGGUUCCACACAACAUGGUGCCUGGAUCAGAAAGAGCCACUGCAUCCAUGAUUGGAGAUGUCAUGGGCCCCACUUUAAAUAACCUGGACAAUCUUCUUAGACUUCCCUUUGGGUGUGGUGAGCAGAACAUGAUCCACUUUGCCCCAAACGUCUUUGUUCUGAAGUACUUGCAGAAGACCAGGCAGCUCAGCCAGGAGGUCGAAAAUGAAGCUACAGACUAUUUGCUUCAAGGCUACCAGAGACAACUCACCUACAAGCGGCAGGAUGGAUCCUACAGUGCCUUUGGCGAAAGGGACUCUUCCGGGAGUAUGUGGUUGACAGCUUUUGUGCUGAAGUCCUUCGCUCAGUCCCGAGGUUUCAUCUUUAUUGACUCUGAGGAGCUUCACGCCGCGAAGUCCUGGCUCAUCAAACACCAGCAAGAUGACGGUUCCUUCCCUGCUAUGGGACGCAUCCUCAACAAAGACCUCCAGGGCGGGAUCCAUGGGAAGAUUUCCCUCACAGCCUAUGUGGUAGCGGCUCUGCUGGAGACCGGGAUCACCACAGAGGAGGAGAAGGUGGCGGUUGCCAAAGCGAGGGACUUCCUGGAGAGCAGCUUGCAUUCUGCGGACGACCCGUACACCACCGCUCUGUCUGCGUACACCUUGGCUCUGCUGCGCAGCCCGUACGCUCCUCUGGCUUUGCGCCGCCUUAACCACAUGGCCAUCACACAAGAUGGACUGACCCACUGGAGUCUGACGGGCAGCACUGUGACCGAUGAAGACACCUUCAUGGGCUUCAGUGACGGUCUCUCUCAGUCAGUGGUGUCAGCAGAGGUGGAGAUGACCGCCUACGGUCUUCUGACCUACACCCUCCUGGGGGACGUGGCCUCCGCCCUGCCUGUGGUCAAAUGGCUCUCCCAGCAAAGGAAUGCCUUGGGUGGCUUCUCCUCAACACAAGACACGUGUGUGGCUCUGCAGGCCUUGUCAGAGUACGCCAUCUUGUCUUAUGUAGGAGGGGUCAACCUGACCAUCUCACUGGCGUCCACCAACCUUGACUUCCAGGAGACCUUUGAGCUAAACAAAGACAACAAGAAGCUGCUCCAGAGCGCCAAGAUCCCGAGUAUCCCCACAGGCCUGUUUGUCAGCGCUAAAGGAGAAGGCUGCUGCCUCAUGCAGAUUGAUGUCUCUUAUAACGUUCCCGAUCCAGUCUCCAAACCAGCUUUCCACCUCAAAGUGGAUCUGAAAGAGCCUUUUCAGGAGCGACACGCCCAGCCUCCGUCCACCUCCUCUCACCACACCGCCUCACGCUCCCGGAGCCGAGCGGACAACCGCUCCGAGCUGAACCGGAAACGGCGGGCGCCCAUUGAGGACGACGAUCCUUCAGCUCACAAGGACAAAAUGGACUUUCGCAUCUCCUUAGAAGUUUGCGCCAGAUGGCUCCAUUCUGGCUCAUCAAAUAUGGCCGUCAUUGAGGUUCCAAUGAUUUCGGGUUUCCGAGCAGACAUAGAAAGUCUAGAAAGGAUACUGAUGGACAAGCGGGUGGGCCUGAAGAGAUACGAGCUGGACGGGAGAAAAGUGUUGCUCUAUUUUGAUGAGAUUCCCAGUCAAUGUAUGACAUGUGUGGCCUUCCAAGCCGUCAGGGAAUUCAUUGUGGGCAAGACGGCGCCUGUUCCGGUCAAGAUCUACGACUACUACGAACCAGCAUUCGAGGCCACCAGGUUCUACAAUGUUAGUGAGAGCAGCCCACUGGCCCGUGAGCUGUGUGAUGGACCCACCUGCAAUGAAGUGGAGAGUUCAACCAAUCGGUGGAUAGGUUUCGUGCAACCAAACCAGUGCAACAACGUGUUCGGCUGCCUGGAGGAGGAGCAGUUUGAGCGCUGCACCUGCUACAGAGACUGCGGCUACGAUGGCGAGCCGGUGUGCGGGUCGGAUGGGCAGCUCUACCAAAACCAGUGUCAAAUGGAGGUCUUUGCCUGUCGAAACGGGACACGCAUCAGAGAGGUUUCUGUGUCCCAGUGCCCUCCUGUGGAAACGACCGGAGACGGUCAUCCAGCAGCAAACCAGGACACGGGGCAACCAUCGGUUCCAGUCAACGCGGGUGAGGAGGAGCAGGGCUCCGUGGCAGAGGCCUCCUACUACUCCUACGAGUACGACUCCGACUCCGAGCCUUUCCUGGCGGAUGCAGAAGGAGGCGACCGCGUUGAGCCCAAGAUGUUCCUUCCAGCCGACGCCCAGCUCGCCGUGAUGGACACAAAAAGCAUCCCUGAGCGAUGAAAUGUCCCGUGAAGCUCCGCCCUCCUCCAAACUGUAUCAUACUUGUGAAUAAGCUCAUGAAUGAAACGAGGAGCCGAGGACUCGCCUGGAGGAAGAGUUUGCUCUCAGAGAAUGUGUGAUGUAUGUGUGUUCUUGUGUGCAACCGGAUGAUUGUGAAAUGUCAAAAUGAUGAUUAAGAUAGAAAGCUCUAGAUUUGUAUUUAUCAUCAUCUACACUCCUAGUCACCAAUAAGCACCGUAGCGUUUUGUUUUAUUCACUGUUAUCUUCACUAGAAGAAAUAAUCACAUAUUUAUGUUUGUAAUUACACCUGAUGUUAAGCAAACAUGUUGUUAUAUUUUCUAUCUGUGGUAUUUAUUUGUAUCUACAGGUCAUAUUUGUUAUUUUGUGAUGAUGUUUCCUGUUCAGUCGACUAAUUCCCCCGCGGUCGAGUCGAAGAGCGUGUUCCGUUGUGGCGAGCUUUAACCCGAUUCCUGAAAGUUUGAGGAAAUUCUCGUGACGGUUUGAUGCAGGAAACAAAACACAGAUGCUCACCAGAUGCUUUACCGGAACAUGCGCUGAUGUGUUUUUCAUUUUCAAGAUUUUUUGAAUUUUUCUGUCAGUUUAUCAUCGCAGGAGAGAGGAGAAACAUAAGUUGGGAGGGGAGAGAAGACCUCAGGCUCCGCUGAAAGCCAGGACUUUGCAUUUACCGGGGAGGUUCUUUUGGACCGCAGCAGCGUCUCUGAAGCUUUCAUGACAGGAUCGUCAUCCGUUCUCUUGUGGUUUGAUUGUACAGUUCAUAAGCUAUUUUAUUUUUGUUCAGUUUUGAUCAUUUUAAAUUAUGUAAAUGUACCAAAUUGAAAUACAUACCAACCCUGAUCUAUUUCAAACAUGGUUUGUAAAAGACGAAUGAGAAUAAAAUGUAUAAACACUGAA
Oryzias melastigma (Indian medaka) is the source of this 7155-nucleotide messenger RNA. RefSeq names its product C3 and PZP like alpha-2-macroglobulin domain containing 8 (gene cpamd8). The transcript is spliced from 44 exons. The record is from RefSeq and is a predicted model, not a curated record. Gene Ontology annotation, cellular component: extracellular region. Gene Ontology annotation, molecular function: protein binding; endopeptidase inhibitor activity. The coding region runs from base 676 to 6243 and encodes 1855 amino acids. Lineage: Eukaryota; Metazoa; Chordata; Actinopteri; Beloniformes; Adrianichthyidae.